This is a messenger RNA of Schistosoma haematobium, 8385 nucleotides long. RefSeq names its product Protein kinase C and casein kinase substrate in neurons protein 2. The record is from RefSeq and is a predicted model, not a curated record. Gene Ontology annotation, molecular function: protein binding; phospholipid binding. Gene Ontology annotation, cellular component: endosome; cytoplasm; plasma membrane. The transcript has 5 exons. The coding region runs from base 6703 to 7308 and encodes 201 amino acids. Lineage: Eukaryota; Metazoa; Platyhelminthes; Trematoda; Strigeidida; Schistosomatidae. Gene Ontology annotation, biological process: regulation of endocytosis; plasma membrane tubulation; cytoskeleton organization.
GAAAAGUUUUAUCGUCAAAAACGAACCAUACUGGAACCUACAAACGUUCAUUUCUGCAUACUAUCACUAAUUCUAUUAUUUAACAGCGUUGAGAUUAUGCUUCCUAUGGCGUUUUUUGGCUCAUGUCCUAAUUUCAUGUUUUAAACUAACUGGUUGCUUAAUUUCGAAGUCCAUGUGAGGCUAGUUUACAUAGCUCUCAGUUGUUGCCUCCAUUUGACUUAUCUUUAGAUAAGAUUAAUGCAAUUGUGGAAGAAGUGAUAACCAUAGUUUUGUGGAGACGACAAAAUGCUCAGCAGCCAGCAAGCAGUUCCUAACGAAUCAUAGAGCAAUGUCUGUCAAAAUAACUGUUGCAACUCUUUGAAGUCGAUUUUCAAGAACUUUUUCUGGAAUGGAACUUAAUAAAAUCCUACGGAAAUGGAUUGAGAACAAGGACUUUUUUGCCUCAUCGAACGAUAGUGUAGUGGUACGAGUAACAUCUGUCACUAUGUAAUCGACUUCUGAACUGAUCAUACUUGUAUUAUUUUAUAAAUUAACAUGUCUAUCCAUACAUAUAUACGCUUCUGAGUUUCCCUACAAUAUAUAUAAAUGUAUAGUAUAUCUAGAUUCUCUUUUAGCUUUUGUCAUGCUAUGUAGAAAGGCGUUAGUUGUAGCGCUAGGCAUAAAGUAGAACAUUUUGGUUACAUCAUAGUUUCCAAUAAAAAUGUUAAUUAACUAGCACAACACCAAUUUUUUUAAGACAUAUGAGGAAAUUAAAUAUAAAAGUUCGUGUGUUCUUAAUGAUGAAGUCAUGUUUUCAGAUUUAAACCGAAUAUAGGUCUUAACUAGUAAUGAGUAUUGAGAAUUAUCUCCCAAACAACUGUUAUGAGCUCUGGAUAUCUAGCUUAAUUUAUUUCAACUAUCACGUUAUAUUUCACAAACAUGUAUAAAUAUUUUAUUAUACAUCAUGAAAACUCCAAUUAAUCGCACUUAAUUUACUUAUUUAUUCAAAUGCAUUGAUAUUAUUGCCAAGUUGCUACCGAAUUAUGAAAUGAAAUGAACUAACAUAAUUCUACAUAUUUAGUUUAGAGAAUUUAUUAUUUCUAUGAAUUAUUAUUCUUUUUUAAACAACUAUGGAUCGUUUUUAAAUGAUAUAGUGUGUGUAGUUUGGGGUGUUAGUCACUGAUUUAUUUGUUUUACCAUACCAAUUAUUAUACAGUUUCAGAAGGUUGGCUAUCAUUAUUCCAUUUUGUUUCUUAUUUGUGUUCUAAAGUGUAGUUUGAUUUGCUUGAUUCAGUGCACUUUUUAAUUAUCAUUAGUUCACUGCUGAAAUAUGAAACCUAAAUAAUCAGUGAUCUUUUCAUUCAUUGAUGUUUGUUAUUAAUUGUUGUAUGUCAAAACUGCCUCUAGUUUGAUAAAUGUGUUACUUAAAAUAUAGGCUUUAUAAUUUUUCUUUUGUUUAACAUCAAUGUGAUAAAUUCUACAAGCCAAAUAUCUUAAAGAAUCAUCAACUUUUUCCCACUCUUGAAAUUCUGUCGGAAAAUGCUGCUAUCACUAAAAAAUCUAACAUAAACCGGUAUUUAUUUGUUUAAAAAAGUUCACUUUCUGUGAUUCAGCUGGGAAAAUUAUUCUUAAUAUCGAUUAUUCAGAGCUCUAAAUUCAUGAAUCUACUGACAAUAUUCAGUUCCGUUGUAAAAUUAACUGAUUUCUUUUGAAAUUCUUAUAGCUCAAGAAAACACAAGAAAAAUUAGCUAAAGCGGAAAAAGAUGUUUAUCGAACUCGUGAUGCAUAUAAAAUGGCAUUGGCUGAUUUAAAUACUGAAAGUUCACGAUAUGUUGAAGAAAUGACCAAAGUAUUUAAUCGAACACAGGAUUUUGAACGUGAACGUCUUAGUUUUUUUAAAGAUAUAUUUAACAGUCUACAUGGUGCUCUUAAUGUUUGUGCGAAAGUUAAGUAGGUUUUCCCAGUGUAUUUAAUGAUAAAUUUAAUAAUAGUAGAAUUUUAAUGUUAAGAAUUCAUUCAUUAAUGUUAUAUCAGGGUUCGAUUGAUAAUGACAACAAGAUAAAUUGUUUCAUGUUCAUGAGAUAAUUGGAUAAUAUUCAAUAGUUAUAUGAUUGACUGGACGUUUGAUUAGCGGUAGUACCUAUGAUUGCUUUAUCAUGAAUUUACAAUUUGGUAUUUUUGUUAUUUACCUUACAUUGCGAUUCAUUUAUCAAGGUAAGGUUUAUUUUAUCAGGUUUGAAGGUACAUUGAAAGCUCAGAAUACUAAAUAAACGCAUAAACCAGAGUAGAUGAAGUUGGGUUAAUACCUAUGACUUGUUCAUUGGAAACCCAAUGUUUUUAACUACUAAGAGAACCCACUACAAUGUACUUCAGUUUUGGUUUCCGUAUACUUACCUACUUUGGCCUAUCAUCGCUCUUCAGGCAUAGGUCACUGACCAGAGAUCUCCAACCAGCUCUGUACUGGGUCCUCUUUUCUAGUUGUUGACAAGUGCCAUUCAUCGUCUUAAUGUUCGUGUCCAAGUCCUGGCUCCGUGUGGUUUCGGUCUGCCUCUUUUCCUUUUGUCUUGAGGAUUCCAAGUUAUGGCUUGCCUUGUGAUUCGAUUUGGUGGUUUCCGUCAAGUGUAUCCUAUUCACCUCGAGCGUCUUUUCCUAAUUGCCUCCUCACUUGGUAACUUAUCUUUUCUCUGCCAGAAUAGGUUAUUGCUGAUGAUCUUUGGCCAGUGGAUCUUCCGUAUUUUGGGUAGACAACUGUUUGUAAAUACUUAUGCUUUUUCAGUGGUGGUGGUAUUAGUUUCCUAAGUUUCAGCACGGAACAGUAGACCUGCUUGGACGUUUAUGUUGACAAUCCUAACUUCUGUCUUAGAUUACAAUUCUUUUGAGUUUCGGAUAUUCUUCAGGUGUAGGAAUGUUGUUCUUGCCUUGGCAUUUUGUGCCUUCAUAUUUAGAUCAGACUCUCUUUGUUUAUCAAUGAUGCUGCCCAAGUACGUGAAGAUUUUCAGAGCUUUGCCACUAAAUGUAAUUUGGUUGGUGCCCAAUGUGUUAUACUCCAGGAUCUCGCCUUUUCCUUUGCGAAUGUUGACGCCUAUUUCUGCGGGAGCCACUGCUAUAUUGACUGUUUUCAUCUGCAUUUGUUUUGUAUGUAUAGAGGGGCUAAGUCAUCUCAAAAUCAUCCGUGUUCACUGUAUUCCGUGCUCUUCCUGCAGGUCCUCAUAAUCCAAUCAACAACCAGAAGAAAGAGAAAAGGAGAUAGUAAGUAGUUUGUCUGACUCUACUCCUCAGUCGAAAUGCAUCUGUUAACGCUCUCCUUCAUAGGCGUCAUUACCAAGGUUUGAUUUGAUAAUUUCGAAUAAAUUGAGCAUUGAGUUGAUUGUUCCCCUUCAUGUUAGACUUCACGAUUCAGUCCCAAAUCGGAGUUCUGUGUGAUGGUAACGGCGUCUUUAGGGACUCCAAAGUGUCUAAGAAGAUUCCGUAAGUUUUUCCCAUUCACUCUGUCAAAUUCUUUCUUCUAGCCAAGGAAUUCGCUGUAUGUUGAUGCAUUGUCGCGAUUUAGUCUAUCCGUUAUCGAUUCUUAAAAAAAUCAGAUUGCUGAUCUUGAAGUUGGGUGUCGACAGUGCUGGUUAAACUGUCCCUAGCAUUCAGAAUGGUGUGGUUACUCUGUAGUUCUCACACUUAGAUCUUCUGUAUCUAAUGAGGUAUCUUUAUUUCCAGUCUGUUGGUGUUUGUUCUUCCUCUCAGAUCCUUCUGAGUAGAACAUGGAAUGUCAUUAUUUUUACAUCUGUGUUUGACUUCAGUGCUUCAGUUGGUCCUGCUGCUCCGACACUCUUAAAACAUACGAUUACCUGGGUGAUUUCCCCUGUUGGUGGUGGUCCACCAUCGAUUGGAAAGUUUGUGUGCAUUGCUUCGAUGUCCGGUGAGUUCAGUUGGGCUGGUCUAUUCAAAAGCUCACUGAAGUGUUUUAGUCACCUCUUCCGCUCCUCUUGAACCUCAGCAAUUGGUUUUCUUUUUUAUUGAAUGGUUUCCCUGGCCUAAUCGAUUCACCUAUCAAGCUUCGUUGUAUCAUAUGAUUCUUUCAUAUUUCUUUCUUCUGCAGCUUGUUUUACUAGUUUCCAGUCUUUCUAUAUAUUUCCACUUGUCAGCUGUGACGCUCUUUUUCUCUCAUUUGUUUGUUUUUGUGUAUUCAGGUUUUUCUGCAUUUUUCGGCUUCUGUUGACUGUUGUUAUCUUGUUUUCCAAUUAUUGAAUCUUGCCUAAACUGUUUUCAGGGAUUAACUCGUUGUUUUGCCGCUUCUUGUGACCCAGCACCUCUUGGGACGUCGAAAUCAUUGCUUCUUCAGUCCGUUUUUUAUUAAUGCAGAUGCGGUCGAUAUGGUUUUCCGUAAUAUGAUUUAAUGAAACCCAUGUAGUUGUGCGUGUGCGCUUGUGGGGGAAAAGGGUACAAUCUGUAGCCAUUUUGUUCAAAGCACAUAGACCUACCUGUUUUUUGCCAUUCUUAUUCCUUUUUCUCAGUCAGUAUCUCAUUAUAGUACGUUUAUGACCGUCGUUGUCCGUCUGGAGUUCCGAGUUCAGGUUCCCCACAAAGAUAAUCUGGUGUUUUCCUGAACAUUUCUCUACGAUGGACUCCAGCUGCUCAUAAUGUUGAUCUUUAUCGUCUUCUCUUUUAUGAUUAUUAGGUGCCUAGAACUAGAUGACUUUCAUUGUAAUCCUUUCCUUGCUUGUUAUGGAGGAUGCUUUGAUCCUGAAUUCAUGGGUUUCCUAUCCUUCAAGUGCUUUUAGUGCCUUUUUGAACGGGAUCAGCAAAAUGUCUGUGUUUGGUGGAUUGCAUUCUCGAUGACCCCAUUGAAGUUAUUCUUCUUUUCCAGACUGUCCAAUGAGUUUCAUUUAUUCCAAGUAUAGCGAAAGUAUACCUUCUUAAUUGUUUGGCUAUUCGAAUGACCCUCUCAGUUUCCUGCAUUGUCCGGAUAUUCUGUGUACCUAUAUUAAUUGUUGCUGUGCUAGUUAUAUGGAACAUUAAAUUCGUAGCUUCCGAAGAAUCGCGGCUCUCACUUUUAGCUUUCAUAACUCUUCUAUAUGAAGACUUUAAAUACCUGGGCAGAGUUUACACAAUGUUUAUAAUUUUUUCUGGUCAGAGUUUUUUUAUCAAGGUUCUCUUACGAGAUGAAUUUGAUAAUCCUUCGCCUGAGCCUCCUUCAUGCGGGCUUAGGACUUUAUGGAAACCUAGGGAGCUCCAGGCGGGUUUGGUGUUCUGUGUGGUUCUUACAUAAACAGUUUGUUCAAAGUCAAAUGAUUGGCAGAUGAGUUACAACCGAUUAAUUAUUAUAUAAUUUUGUUUACUUAUCUCAGUGACAACUUUGUAAUCCUUUCCUACCAUCUUUUUCCUGCACAGAUGAACGUUUUCAAUAGUUUUUAAAAGGGCGAUUUACAUGCAUUCUUUACUCGUUGCUUAAGUUGCUGUCGACGAAGUUAAUUUAAAUGUUUUACGAUCUUUCCUUUGCACUUAGAGUUGCCUCGUUCUGAAUUCUAACCUUUUCCUUCAGGACAAUAAUUGUGUGUCAUACAUUCCGUAUGGUCCCUUACUUUGUCUAUUUAUAGAGGAUAUGUUGCGAAUUUCCUGUUAUUUUAAAUUGAAUUGACUUCGAACAGUAGAAUAUUUAGAAAAUAGUUUCAUGUAUGUUUCAAUAAUUGGCACGAAUAUUCUAUGUGUGUGAAGUUUUUGAAGUAGUUAGGUGUAUAGUUACUUACUAAUAUUCAACCAUAACUUAGUGCAUAUAUAAAGUUUCACAUGAAUAAUAUCAUUAUUUUCAAUACAGUGAGGUUCGCAUGUAGGCUAAGCCAUGACAGUCAUUUCAAGCAACAUAGAAAACUUGUUAAAGAAAAUACAUGGAGCAAUAAUAAUAAUAAUAAUAAUAAUAAUAAUAAUAAUAAUAAUAAUAAUAAUAUAUUCUAAUAAUAAUUACAGAGUGGAUCAAUUUUUACAAGCUUAAUCAGGUUCGUACAGAAUUGGUGAAAAAUUUGAAAAGAUGUACUGCAUAAAUAAUUUCAAUCUAACGUUUGUCAUAAAGAUAUUUCAAAGUUUAGUGAGUACAUAGAAAGGUUUUACACUUCAUAAUAAUAGUAAUAUAACCGACUACAGCCGGCGAUGCGCAAGUAUGAUAGCAAUCUAAUCUACAUAUCGUAAGCUGGAAUAAGAAUAACUAUUGGAGUUUCAUAUUUUACAAUAUGAAUUGUUUCCGGACAAUCGAAGCAUGAUCUGGAAGUUGUUUAAAGUAAAGAAUGAAAAGCGAAAAUUUUGAUUUUGUAAAUUAUUUGUUCAAUUCUCCCCAUAUCAAAAAUAUCACUAAAUCAUUCUGGCUCUCUCUAUCUAGGAAAACUAUGUAAGCUUUUACUAGCGGUCAUUUUAUGUUAUUCUCACCACAGUAUAUUCCAUAAUAAAAUGACAAACACAAAUUCUUUUGACAUAGUAAUGAAUGUAUAAGUGUUUAAACGAAACCCGUUAUGUAUAAAUGUAUAGGUGUCCUUAUGAUUUCUAUCAUUUUUAGGUUUGUGUAUUUCACUUAACUGCAUUUUCUUACGUUCCAUACCAAAUCUUUUGUAACAGAGUGACAUUUUUUUUCUUGUUGAAAAUAUUUUUAGUUACGGUUCUAUCUACAGUGAGUUAGCAGAGAGUAUCUCACAAUGUGAUGUUGAAGCAGACUUAAAUUUGUGGUCGUCAAAUCAUGGAGUUGAUAUGCCUUUUGUUUCCCCACAAUUUGAAGAGUAUUCACCAGACCUUGCAUAUAUUACUGGUAAAAAACGUGCUACACUAACUGAUCCCGAUUCUCCUGUCACUUUAACUAAUAUAACAAUGAUAAGUCAUCCAUUUGAUCAUGAGUCUAAUGAAAUAACAUCUAAUAAUUCUAGAAGUAACAAUAAUAAUCAUAAUAAAAAAUCAGAGAAUACUAUCGUUUCAUCAGCUAAUGGUCGAAAUUCUGAUACAAAUAAUCCUUUUGAUGAUAAAGUUUCUACAAAUCGAAAACCAACUAAUGGAGUUAAUGCUAGUGUAUAUGCUAUGAGUUCAAGUUCCGCUGCUGCUUUUGCCGGUGAUGGUGACGGCGGCAUCGAUUCUAUGUACACUGAAGAAAUCAAUGAUGCAACUUAUGAUGAUGGUCGGGAAGGUGUAAAAGUACGUGCACUAUAUGAUUAUGUUGGACAAGAUGGCGAUGAAAUCAGCUUCGUUGCUGGUGACACGUUUGAAAAACUUGAAGAACCUGAUGAUCAAGGUUGGUGUAAAGGACGAAAAGAUGGUCGUGUUGGUCUAUAUCCUGCAAACUACGUAGAACCUUGUUCAAAAUAAUGCUACACAUAAAAUAUUUGAUCCAUCAUUUCUUUUCAUCUGUGGCUUCUUGUUGUUCUUUGAAACAUUUUUACAAUUGCUUGUAUUCGUAUCGUAGAGUAUUGAAGGAAUGUGCAAAUAGUUAAAACAUGGAAUUUACAUCUUUUUUUAUAUCUUCGUUGAUAUAUAUAUAUAUAAAUAUAAAGGAGCGGUUUCUCCCACAUGUCCUACAUACUUUUUGUAGAUGAGAAAACGUGACCCUAUCAUAUUUUAAAAACCAUUUAUUCGAGUUAUAGCGAACCACGAAAAGAGGACCUAACAAAUUUCAUUUAUUGAUGAUUAUUUUCGGUUUAUUUUCUGUGCCGCAUGGAUUUUUUCCAGAAUGAAAAUUGCUAUUUAAUGUUACAUUUCUUCCUUUAGAAAACAAUGAUUAUCGUUUUCAAUGUCAUCACCAUUGUGUAAUAUCUGUCACUUACAAAUGUUGCUCUGUCACUGUUGAAUAAGGGAUUUUCAAGUGUAUUCACCAUAUAAAUCAACUCUUACUAUUUCCUUUAUCUUAUUUUUGUGAGUUGAAACACCGUAUAAACUUUGAUGAACAAUAUACAUAUGUAAUAGGAAUAAAUCUGAAAUAUUUAUCAAUUAAUUUAUGCUUGAGUAUAAUAAUUUCGCUUUAAACAUGGGCGCUGUCUAUUCUACUCAUUUCCCAUCUUUUUAAAAUAAUUUUUGUCCAUUUUAGUAUACGUACAUAUUAUAUUCAUAUUUAUGUAUAUAUAUAUGUCUUAAAGUCGUUAUAUUAAGGCAAAUUUAUAGAGUUUCUCAUUGUUGCUAUAUAUGAAUGGUAUAUUUUUAUUUGUAACCUUAUCAUUAGUUUUUUUCUACUUAUUAGCAUUACAUUAUAUCCUUUUUUAUUUUUUCCCUCAUGAAUUGUUUGUCAUAUUAUUUUUUCUUACAUUCUUUCAUCGUUUCUCUAUUAUAUUUUGUUAUCUGACAAUUGAGUUGUCUGUUCUUCUAUAUCUGUGCAUGAAUCAUAACAGAUUUUCAUCGUAUUACGUUACUUGCUUCAAUUCGGUUGAAAUUUUCUUCCAUCUUAUAUAUAUA